Molecule: messenger RNA, 1221 nt
Organism: Mytilus californianus (California mussel)
Lineage: Eukaryota; Metazoa; Mollusca; Bivalvia; Mytilida; Mytilidae
Exons: 4
Coding region: 1-1221 (406 amino acids)
Source: RefSeq, a predicted model, not a curated record
AUGGCUACCCAAGAUCAAGCCAGAUAUAUGAGAUGUCGCCUUGUACUUGGUGAUGUACUUACUCAAAUAAUAAGGGAGUACAUGGAACAGUCUGGGACACAGCCAGCUUCAAUAGAGCGUUCCAUUUUAGGAAACACAAAAUUCAAGAAUCGUCUUAACCAAAAAGAGAUGUGUGUGAUACAAACAUUACCAGCACAUGGAUUCAAAAAAUUUGACAUAAGCCUUAUGUGUAAAAUAGCAAGAUAUAAGAGUUUUUCUUUGCUGAUUUCUGACAAACCAACCCGAGGAUGGGGAGCUAAUCCCCAGCAAAACGAGUCUACAGUUGGAGAUAACAUAGAGCGUAUUAGGUUAUGUAGAGAUGACAUCUCACAUAUGGCUGAUCCAUCUAUUUCAGAAGCUGAUUUCCAUCGUCUAUUUUCAAGAUAUAUAGACAUAGCUCAAAGAGCAGAAACACAUCUGCAAACACAAACGUUUGAACACAAAAUAUUACAAUACCAAACAUGUAAUCUAGACCAAGAAAUGGAGAAUAAGUUCACACAAAUGGAAGAGGAAUACAAACAACAGAUAAGAGAUUUAAACAAAUUAUUAGAAACCCAAGUAAAGACUGAUUUACCUUUAAAGGUUUACAUGGACCAGUCAACUCAAACAGUUAUUGAGGAAUUGAGAGCAAAAGGUCCUACAGAAGGAAUGAUAAAGUCGACAAUAACAUUGACUGGUAUAAAGAAUGCUCAAGAAAAAGCUGAUCUCCUUUAUUCUCGGCGAAGUGAAAUAAGCACGGAGUCAAUUGAGUUCAAGUAUGCUGAAGAAGGCAGUCUUGUUUUAUAUGUGGAAAUUGCUAUUGGUUUGCUGCAAGAUGAUAGUUUGUUGUACAGAGAAAUGGAAAGUUUCAUUCAGCGUGUAUUUGCGGUUGCCGAUUUGCAAUGCUUUUCAAAGAAACAGUGUGAUGUUUUCUUUUCUAUACUAGAAGAAAAUUUGGAAUCUUCAUCAGAUGAAGACAGUUCAAGUCUGGAUGAAGCAUGCAGUAGUAGAACAGACCUUGUUUUAAAUGUUGAAAUUAGAAAAGAUGCUUUUGUUACUGAGGAAUCCUUGUCUCAUAGUGUUCACAACUUCCUGGGAAAAGUUGUUUCAGGGAUAAAUGGUCAACCAGUUACGCAAAAACAAGAAAUAACAGCUGUUAUAGGAGUACAAGAAUCAGGUAUUUAUUCCAAUGAUCUGUUGUAA